GGGGACGCGCGCCGAGGAGGCCUGGACCGCAGAGUGGGGGGCCUUCCUCUCCCUCCCACCACCACCACCGCUCCCCCCCCCCGCCCCGCCAGCGGGGGCCUCGGAUCUACGGCGGCUGCACUCGGCCGGGAAAGGGGGCCGCGCCUAGCGUGGUGAACCCCGACCCUUCACCGUAAGCGACUGGGAGCCGGCGGCCCGGAGGAAGGCGUCGCGGGCGCUCUUGCGAGCCGAGUUCGAGGCGGGGGAGGCCACCUCGGGCGCGCCCCGGCUUCUCCGGGAGGGGGGGGCGGGAGCGGGCGCGCAGAUGGCCACUCAGGUGGAGCCGCUGCUGCCGGGGGGCGCCCCGCUCUUGCAGGCCGAAGAGCACGGGGGCCUGGUGAGGAAGAAGCAGCCGCUGGCUCCCGAAGGCAAGGGCGAGCCCGGGGCGAACGACGUCGGAGGGGGGGAGCCUGACGGCGGCGGCGGCGCCCGGAGACCUCGGCCGCCCUGCGCCAAGCCGCCCAAGGAAGGCGCCGGGCCUCCGGAGCGCGAGAGCCCGCGGCCGCCGCAGCCGCCGGGUGCCGAAGGCCUGGCGAUCAGCGACGGAGAAGAGGGCGGCGGCGGCGAGCCGGGCGCGGGCGGAGGAGCUACGGGCGCCCGCCGAGACUUCGUGGAAGCACCCCCGCCCAAGGUGAACCCGUGGACUAAGAACGCGCUGCCGCCGGUCCUGGCCACCGUGAACGGACAGUCCCCCCCAGAGCAUUCUGCUCCAGCCAAGGUGGUAAGGGCUGCGGCUCCCAAGCAACGCAAAGGCAGCAAGGUUGGUGACUUUGGAGAUGCAAUCAACUGGCCCACACCUGGAGAGAUAGCCCACAAAAGUGUGCAGCCACAGACCCACAAACCUCAGCCGACUCGUAAGCUGCCUCCAAAGAAGGACAUGAAAGAACAGGAGAAAGGAGAGGGGAGCGAUAGUAAGGAGAGCCCCAAAACCAAGUCAGACGAAUCAGGAGAGGAAAAGAAUGGGGAUGAAGACUGCCAGCGAGGUGGACAGAAAAAGAAAGGGAACAAACACAAGUGGGUUCCAUUGCAAAUAGACAUGAAGCCUGAAGUACCCAGAGAGAAAUUGGCCUCGCGCCCCACUCGCCCACAGGAGCCGAGACACACAUCUGCUAAUCGUGGGGAGAUGAAAGGGUCUGAGCCUGCCACCUACAUGCCUGUGUCUGUGGCCCCCCCCACCCCAGCCUGGCAACCAGAGACCAAACCGGAGCCUGCCUGGCACGACCAGGAUGAGACAUCGAGUGUGAAGAGUGAUGGGGCUGGUGGGGCGCGGGCUUCCUUCCGUGGCCGUGGACGGGGGCGUGGUCGUGGACGGGGACGUGGACGGGGUGGCACUCGAACCCAUUUUGACUACCAGUUUGGCUACCGAAAAUUUGAUGGUACUGAGGGGCCUCGUACCCCCAAGUACAUGAACAACAUCACCUACUACUUUGACAAUGUCAGUAGUACUGAGCUUUACAGUGUGGACCAGGAGUUACUCAAAGACUACAUCAAACGCCAGAUUGAAUACUACUUCAGCGUGGACAAUUUAGAGCGAGACUUCUUCCUGAGACGGAAAAUGGAUGCUGAUGGUUUCCUUCCCAUCACUCUUAUUGCUUCCUUCCACCGUGUGCAGGCCCUAACCACUGACAUUUCACUCAUCUUUGCGGCCCUAAAGGACAGCAAGGUGGUGGAGAUUGUUGAUGAGAAAGUCCGUAGGAGGGAAGAGCCUGAGAAGUGGCCUCUGCCUGGUCCUCCAAUCGUAGAUUAUUCACAGACUGAUUUCUCUCAGCUUCUCAACUGCCCUGAGUUUGUUCCCCGCCAGCACUACCAAAAGGAAACAGAGUCAGCUCCUGGCUCUCCCCGUGCUGUCACCCCGGUGCCAACCAAAACAGAGGAGGUCAGCAACCUGAAGACGCUACCCAAGGGCUUGUCUGCUAGCUUGCCUGACCUGGAUUCUGAGAACUGGAUUGAAGUGAAGAAAAGGCCUCGACCUUCUCCAGCACGACCCAGGAAGUCAGAGGAGCCCAGACUCGCCCACCCAACCUCUUUGCCUCAGCAGCUUCUCUCCCAGCAGCUGAUGGCUAAGGACCAGGAUGAGCAAGAAGAACUCGAUUUCCUAUUCGAUGAAGAGAUGGAACAGAUGGAUGGACGAAAGAAUACCUUCACUGCCUGGUCUGAUGAGGACUCUGACUAUGAGAUUGAUGACCGGGAUGUCAACAAGAUCCUCAUUGUUACCCAGACACCACCAUACAUGCGCCGGCACCCUGGUGGGGACCGCACAGGCAACCAUACCUCUCGGGCCAAGAUGAGUGCUGAGCUGGCCAAAGUCAUUAAUGAUGGGCUCUUCUACUAUGAGCAGGACCUGUGGACUGAGAAGUUUGAACCUGAGUAUUCCCAGAUUAAGCAAGAAGUUGAAAACUUUAAGAAAGUCAACAUGAUCAGCCGGGAGCAGUUUGACACCCUGACUCCUGAGCCCCCUGUGGACCCCAACCAGGAGGUUCCUCCUGGUCCGCCCCGGUUCCAGCAAGUUCCCACUGAUGCACUGGCCAACAAACUGUUUGGUGCUCCUGAGCCCUCCACCAUUGCCCGUUCUCUACCAACCACUGUCCCAGAGUCACCAAACUACCGCAAUGCCAGGACUCCCCGCACGCCCCGGACCCCACAGCUCAAAGACUCAAGCCAGACUUCGCGAUUUUACCCAGUGGUAAAAGAAGGACGGACACUGGAUGCCAAGAUGCCUCGAAAAAGGAAGACAAGGCACAGCUCGAACCCACCUUUGGAGAGCCAUGUGGGCUGGGUGAUGGAUUCCCGGGAGCACAGGCCGAGGACGGCAUCUAUUAGUUCCAGCCCCUCAGAAGGGACACCUGCAGUUGGUAGCUAUGGCUGUACCCCUCAGUCACUGCCCAAGUUCCAGCAUCCUUCCCAUGAGCUGCUCAAGGAAAAUGGCUUCACACAACAUGUCUACCAUAAGUAUCGUAGGCGCUGCCUUAACGAACGAAAGCGCUUGGGCAUUGGCCAGUCUCAGGAGAUGAACACACUCUUCCGCUUCUGGUCCUUCUUCCUCCGAGAUCACUUCAACAAAAAGAUGUACGAGGAGUUCAAACAGCUGGCUCUGGAGGAUGCCAAAGAAGGCUACAGAUAUGGUUUGGAGUGCCUUUUUCGAUACUACAGUUAUGGCCUAGAAAAAAAGUUUCGGUUGGACAUAUUCAAGGACUUUCAGGAGGAAACCGUGAAGGACUAUGAAGCUGGCCAGCUCUAUGGACUGGAGAAGUUCUGGGCUUUCCUAAAAUAUUCCAAAGCCAAAAAUUUGGACAUUGACCCCAAACUGCAAGAAUACCUCGGCAAAUUCAGACGGCUAGAAGACUUCCGAGUGGAUCCUCCUAUGGGUGAAGAGGGCAACCACAAGCGACACCCCGUGGUAGCAGGUGGCGGCGGCGGCGGCGGUGAGAGCAGGAAGCGGUGCCCCUCGCAGUCUUCCAGCAGGCCUGCAUCUAUGAUCAGCCAACCCCUUCUACCACCUACUGGCCAGCCUGUCCGGGAAGAUGCCAAAUGGACAAGCCAGCACUCGGACACUCAGACUUUGGGAAAGUGAAAAGCCCCUAGCCCUGGGGUUUUGGGGGGAGACGGGGUGGGGUGGGCGAAGGUCCGUGGGGGUGCCCAGUCCCAGGAGAGGGGACAGAGAAGGGACAGGCCUGGAGUUAUUUGGAUGGGCCUUUAUGCUGAGUAGCGGUGUAUCCACCAUUCUGGCUCUUAGAGGUACCCCUGGGCAGGAGCCUCCACACACCCCUUCAUUCCCUCCUCUCUCCAUGACCUUUCCAUCUGAGCUUCUUCUAAGGGGGGAGGGAAAGGGGGGAGAUUUUUUAUAUAUAUAUACAUAUAUAUAUAUAUAUCAAGUUUUAAAUUAUUGAUAGUUUGUCUGGAUUACCAAAAUCACUUUUCAGCCCUGCCCAUGGCUGAGAGGCCGCAACCCUGGUCCCCACUCACAGCUUCCUCUUGCUCCCCCUCAAGCCAACUAUGCAGCCCACCAGAAGGCCCAUGGGGCCUCGUCACCCAGUACUGUCCCACGGAAGGCUCUGAAGUGCCCCUGCGCCCCAGAAGCACCGGCCCCACGAUCAUCAGGGGCUUGCCAUCAUCCUGUUCUCUCCCUCUUGUCCCCACUCUACGCCCUUCUGCCACCUUCUGGGGAAGAAGGAAACCAAAGGAUCUAAAAGUGGGGGCUGGGAAGGUCUCAGCCUCCCCCCCUCCCCCUGCUCCCUUUACUCCCCAGCCCAGAGAGACGCUGCUCAUACCAGAAAAGACUAUUGAAAGAUGAUUUAUUUUAUUUUUCUCUGACCUUUUCCAUUUUUGAGAAAAAUGGGGAAAAAAAAAAUCGACCAUUUAAAAAAAAAAAAAGAAAAGAAAAAAAAAACACAAAAAAGUCAGAAAACAGCCCCCACCUAAUCCAUAGAAAGUGAUGUCUUGCCCCCUCUCCUUGGAAUUUGUUUUGUUUUGUUUUCGUUCUUGGAAAUAAUAUUUUUUUAAACGUUGCCUUAUUGUGGAGCGGGAAUCUGAAAUAAAACCCAAAUGCCUGCUUUCCUCGGUGGAGUCGACCCCGAAGAGCUCCCACCUUCUCUGGAUGUGCCUGGGCUUGGACUGGCUAGAAUCUUUCUCUGGACUGAGUUGCAUGUACAGCGCCUCCCACCCGGAGGCAAGAGAGUUGGGGUGGUUCGUAGCCGAGCCAUCUCCCCCUCCCCCCAUCCCCCCGCCGUUGCAUCGUUUGAAGCUGACGUCCCCUGUCUGUACACUGCUGCCACUGUCGAGUCCUCGCGCUGCUUGCUGUCGCCUCGCGCCAGGCCUGUCCUGCCGUGACCCUCUUCAUCUUACCCUGGGGAAACCCCCCCCCCCCCCCAAGGCCAAGUUCACUUCAAACUGUCGGAAAGAAAGAGUUGGCCUGGAUCUGGAACACACUUGAGCGUAACCCCCUUUCCCCCCCCCCAGCCCGAAGGGGGCAGGUGAACCCUGCAGCCAUGGCUUGGAUCUGUUUCUCAGCAUUGCCCCCAAGAAGAUCGGAGACCUCAAGGAAGCCUUGUCUCAUUCAAAGUGGAGAGAGAGAGGUGCCAUUCUCCUCCAAGGGCCUCGUGGGGUCUUCCCAUGUUGCAUCUUGCCCUGCCUCCCUCUGCGAGCCAUCUCUGCCCACCCUCUAAAAGCCCAUGUGGGAGUGAGACCACGGCCUGGGAAGAAAGGCCGAGGAGGAGCUGGGGAGACCCUGCCCAUUGGCGAAGCCCCAUGGCAGGAAGGUAUAUGUGGACAUAGAGUAUACCUGCCUUCUCUUCUCCAGUCACUGACUGCCUCUGCCAGGCUGCAAAUGACAAUGGAAUGGCUGGAGUCCACUUGUCAUCCGAAGCCAGGAAGGGUGAUCAAGGACUGACCCACACCGCUGGGGUGGUUGUGUCAAGUUAUGGGCCUGACUUUGGUGCUCCACCUGCGUGGGACCUGGGCACCAGUGAAACGUCGGUGUUCUUGUUGCUUGGUUACCUGGAACCUCUGUGGCCCACCUCGUCACCAGGUUCCUCUGUUGGCCCACAGGUUGGGAGUUAGGAGAAAGGUUACAGUGUCCCAGGCUGCCAAGGGCUUCCCCUCUGCUAGGGAGUCCUUCAUUGCUUAACCUGUGCCCUUCCCAUGUUCAGUAUGGGAGUGCGUGCAGUCAGGCUCUGCUGGGACCUGAGGCCUUUCCCUGACUGGUCUGGUGCCUGCCCCAUGCCGUACCAGACACUGGACUCCUGAACCCCAGUUUCCUCCCUUUGGUUUUCCCUUUCUUUCCUUUGGCCAAUCAGCCCCAGUCUGUAUCCAGCACCACUGAAACCUCAGGUUCGGCCUUUGUGUGGAUCUGGGUCAAGGGUCAAGGUGAGGGGGAAGGCUCUUCCCCCAUGCCCAGCCUGCCAUCCUCUCCCUGAGCCUUUCAGAUGCCCCUGGCGGAGGAGGACCGUAGCUGUGGGCAGGUGGGAUUUCAUCUCAACAUAGGCUGAGGAGAGGGGGUGGGGAGCUUUUCUUUUUCCUUUUUUUUUUUUCUUUUUUCUUCCCCCUCCCCCCCCCCAUUUUUUUUUUUUUUUUUUGUAACAUGUUAGGAGUUAAUGUUGCAAAGAGUAGUUUACAUCUUCACUUUCUGAAGACACUUGAAUUUAGGACCGAUGUAUCUGUGACAAGCAUGCCCGGAGUGGCAGGGCCUUGAGGCCGGCCACUUCCCAUUCACCAUCUUCCCACAGGGAUCGAAGAACUGAGACCCAAGGCAACACCCUGCCCAGACCCCCUCUAUUCAUCCCCUACUUUUCCAGAGUUGGUCCUUACAGAACGACCUUUGGACAGCCAACAGAAGGUCCAUGUGCCUCUGCCCUGGCAAAGGGCAGAUAUCUGGAAUGCCCUCCUGAACCUGGGAGCAAAUGCACUACGAGAAGAGAAGGCUGUGUCCCACCCUGCUCCAGCCCAGGCCCCUAGGGCUCUGGUGGAGGUGCUGAGCCCCAUGUCGAAGUUGUUCAACGUUUUUCGUUUUGUUCCAUUGUAGCUCUUUUUUCCCCCCUUUUCUGAUGACUGAUUUACAAAAAAAAGAAAGCAAGCUGCUCAGAAAGGCCCUGGAAGUGGGGAAGGAGGGUGAGAGGUUGCCAAAAGUCUGGGUAGAGUUAGUCUGGAUCAUCUGGGACUCUUGAAUAGGAACCCCAAAGUACUUGUGUGGAAGGGUCCCUGAUUUCUCCCUCAGACCCCCAUCCUCUCCUCCUUUGGCCAUGUUGAUGGUGGAGAAGAUAAGAACUUUCAGCCCAUUUCUCACUGGAGAGGAAAACUCAUCUGGCUUUGCAGAGAAAGGUUCCCCCUUACGCUCAUAGUACAUUAUCUACCAUGUGCUUUAGGAUAUCACAUUUAAAAGGACAAAAAAAAAAUGUAAAAUACUUGAAUGAGCUUGUAUUAUAACAUUAAUAUUAUUGAGAGUAUCUGCUUCCCAGGCUGAAGUGAUUUCAUUCAUUAUUCUAGUCCUGCUUUAGUCCUUUGUAAUUUGUGGUAAUUAUGCUUUUCUUUUUAAUACAAAAAAAAUGUAUAAAAAUAAAAACUUGAAAAGGCAAA
Molecule: messenger RNA, 7107 nt
Organism: Dipodomys spectabilis (banner-tailed kangaroo rat)
Lineage: Eukaryota; Metazoa; Chordata; Mammalia; Rodentia; Heteromyidae
Gene: Larp1
Product: La ribonucleoprotein 1, translational regulator
Exons: 19
Coding region: 305-3610 (1101 amino acids)
Biological process (GO): mRNA stabilization; positive regulation of translation
Cellular component (GO): cytosol; cytoplasmic stress granule
Molecular function (GO): RNA cap binding
Source: RefSeq, a predicted model, not a curated record